AUGUGCGGCGGGUCGGGCUGCUCCGACGUAGACGGCACAAGGGGGUCGGAAUGCUGCGUGGACCACAUCCUGGACAGCGACGUCACGUGCGGGGUCGACGACGGGGUGGCCCCGUGCAUCGUCGACCCCGACAUCAUCACCACCCCGUCGGCGGCGGAGGCGGCCACGCCGGCGCCGACGGCCGUGGAAGGGGCCACGCCGGCGCCGGCUGCACCAGCGGCGGGAACGGCGACUCCGUCCAUGACGACGACGGCCCCGGGGCCGACGGCGACUCCGUCCAUGACGGCGCCGGCCGCAACGGCGACUCCGUCCAUGACGCCGACGCCGACGGCUGCGCCGGCGGCGCCGACUACUUCUACUAUCGCGCCGAGCAGCACCUCGCCGACGGAAAGCUUGACGGCGACCGCGCAGCCCGCGGCGGUGGUGGUGGCCGCGCCCAGCGCCCAGCCCUCGGUCGCGACGCCGGCGGCGGCGGCCGCGACCGCUUCGCCGGUGGCGGGCUCGUUCACUCCGGUUGCUCCGGUCGCAGGCGCCACUUCAAACUGCGAGAACGGCUACGCGGGGUGGCAGAAUAACGAAGCCUGUUGCUCCGAGUUCUGCGGGCAGUGCGGCGGCUCCGGGUGCGGGGAACUCGGGUCGGCCACCUGCUGCUUCGACAACAUCAUCAACGCGGGCAAGGUCUGCGGCGUCGACGUCCUGGAGGCCCCGUGCAUCAUCAUCAACUUCACGCCGGCCCCCCUCGCGGAAGGCGAGACCGCGGCGCCCCUCCCCGCCCCGACCUCCCCGGCCCCGGCCACCGCCGCUCCCGCGACCGCGGCUCCCUUUACGGUGUCACCGGACACGGCGGCUCCCGCGCCUGCGGCACCGGUGGCGGAGACGGAAGCGCCGUCGCCUCCGGCUCCUGUUGCGACGGAGUCCCCGGUGUCGCGCGGCGGCGUCGGCACACCGACGUCGUCUCCUGGGGGGUCGGAGGCGCCGCAAGAGUCGGUGGCGCCGUCCGUUGCGCCGCCGGUGGGGGGAGGGGUGGGGACGACUCCAGCUCCCAGCACUCCAGAGUGUGCCGACGGCAUCGAAGGCUUUCGUCACGGGGUGGCGUGCUGCUCGGUUUCGUGCGGCCAGUGCGGCGGGACGGGGUGCGAGUACCUCGAGGGAGGCGCGUUGGAGUGCUGCUCGCACGACGUCCUCACCACCAACAGUUCGUGCAGCGAGACGGGGGAGGCGCCGUGCGUCCUUGGCCCGGUGAGCGAAGUGGAUGGGGCUGCCGACGCCGAUACGACCACGAGCUCAGGGAGGGCCGCGAACAGGAUAGCGGGGGGGGGGAGAGGAGGACGGGUGUUGUUGGUGCUGCCUUGGGCUGUUUCCGCGAUGCUAAACGCGGCGGGCUUUCGUCUGUACAACUAUUAG
This is a messenger RNA of Ectocarpus siliculosus, 1404 nucleotides long. The record is from the annotation of a GenBank genome assembly. NCBI's taxonomy places the organism in Eukaryota, Phaeophyceae, Ectocarpales, Ectocarpaceae.